Scheffersomyces coipomensis is the source of this 2027-nucleotide messenger RNA. Its product is annotated as salicylate hydroxylase. Gene Ontology annotation, molecular function: FAD binding; monooxygenase activity. The transcript has a single exon. The coding region runs from base 484 to 1887 and encodes 467 amino acids. Lineage: Eukaryota; Fungi; Ascomycota; Pichiomycetes; Serinales; Debaryomycetaceae. The record is from RefSeq and is a predicted model, not a curated record.
AAAAGAGAAUUUAUCCUAUUUCCAACCAACCCCAACUCCACCGCAAAUCGUACUUCCCUAGCAGUUUUAGACAUUUCAUUCACUAUAACUUUUGUAGUCUAAUUUUGUCGGAUAAUCGUUCUUUGUUAUAUACCAUUCCUCUUCGAGGAUCUAAAAUUUCCCCACACAAAAAAAAUUAAAAUUUCUUUUUUCUUUUUUUUGCAACUGGCGGAUAUUUAUUUAUGCGAUUAUUUCGAAAUUUGGUCCGGAUAAAUAUUAAUUUUAGCCUUAUGGACUUGGUUGAUUAAUUGAUUGAUUUAACAAUUAUUAUUGUGGAAAAUGACUUGGAUAAUAGGAAACUAAGGUUUUGGGAUAAAUUAUUAUCAACUGUUUUUAUGAUCUGGCAUAUAUAAUCAGAAUGAAAUAACCAUUCCAUUCGUAUACCAUCAUCAUCAACAACAAUUUCUUAAUAUCACCAAACUCCAUAACACCAUAUUAUUAACGAUGACUAUAAGUGAAGCCCCAACCAUUAAUCACGACAGCACCGCUGAUUCCAAUUCAUCUUAUACUUCAUUCACUACCAUUGCUACAGCUCCAAUAUCAUUGGACAUCAUCAUUGUAGGUGCUGGUUUAGGAGGAUUAACUGCAGCCAUUGGAUUAACAUUAGCAGGUCAUAAUGUUACUGUGUUAGAACAAGCUGCUGAAUUAGGAGAAGUUGGAGCUGGGAUUCAAAUUCCUCCCCCUUCAUCCAAGAUUUUAAAAACCAUUGGAUGUUUAGAUUCAGUAUUAUCAAAAGCUAUCUUACCUUAUGAUUUUAAAAUUUUUAGUUGGAAAUCAGGUAAUUUGAUUUCAGAACAAAAUUUAAUCCCUUAUGUUAAAGAUCAAUAUCAUGGAGAAUAUAUUCAUGUUCAUAGAGCUGAUUAUCAUCGUGUUUUGGUGGAAAGAUGUGAAGAGUUGAACGUUAAAGUAUUAUUAAAUUCGCGUGUUGAUCAUAUUGAUUUUGAUUCAAAUACCGUUACAACUUCAACUCGUAUAUCAUAUACAGGAGAUAUCAUUGUCGGUUACGAUGGUAUUAAAUCUGAAUUAAGAUCAUUUAUAUUGGGAUAUCCUGAUUUACCUUAUAAUACAGGAGAUUUAGCUUAUAGAGCUUUAAUUGAUGUUGAAGAAAUGAAAAAAUAUGAUGAAUUGAAAUUUCUUUAUGAAAAACCAAAUAUAAACUUUUGGUGGGGUCCUCAAUCUCAUAUUGUGGUUUAUCUUUUACAAGGUGGAAAGACAUGUAAUGUGGUUAUAUUAAGUCCUGAUAAUUUAGAACCAGGAGUAUUUGUUGAACAUUCCUCAAAGGAAGAAUUAACCGAAUUAUUCAAAGAUUGGGAUCCAAGAUUAAUUAAAUUAUUUGAAUUAAUUCAUUCAACUUCAAAAUGGAAAUUACAAAACCUGAGAGAAUUAUCAACUUGGACUCAUAAAUCUUCCAAUUGUAUUAUAUUAGGUGAUGCAUCUCAUGCUACUUUACCUUAUUUGGCAAGUGGAGCUUCAUCAGCUUUAGAAGAUGCGGCAGUUUUAACGGGAUUAUUAAGUCAUAUUGAAUCUAAAGAUCAAAUUCAUCCCAUUUUAGAAUUAACUGAAUCAUUAAGAAAAUGGAGAUCAACUCAAAUUGUAAAAGGAUCAACUCAAUGUCAAAAUAUUUAUCAUUUAAAAGAUGGUCAAGAUCAAUUAAUUAGGGAUUCAAAAUUGGCCGAUUUACCUCCAAAGAUUGGAUAUCCUAAUAGAUGGGCAGAUCCAAGUUUUCAACAAUUCUUAUGGGGUUAUGAAGCAUUUGAUGAAGCUGAAAGAGGUUGGAAAGAAUUUAAAAAGGGUAAUCAUUCAGUUAAAUAUCAUUUUGAUAAUUUAUAUGAAGAUUCUAAAUUGUGAUUUUCUCUUUUACAUUAUUUAAGUUUUUUAAUUUUUUUUAUAAUAAUAAUAAAUAACACAUAUAUUAGGAUAACCGAAACCUUUAAAUAAACAAUAUACAAAUUAAUAAGAUAAUAAAAGGAGAGUAGAGAAUUAAAACU